AAAUUUCAAAUGCUACAUAAAAUCACCUCUGAAAUCAAUAUGGGGGAGCACCUUCUCCAACCAGCUCCAACUUAGUUUUUAAGUGCCAGAACUAUCAGUCCUUCUCUAUUUUUAAAUGAAGCAGAUUUUCAUCUUCCAUUUAUCUCCCCAUAGAAAAGAUAAGUUAGUGAUUAUUAAAUAAUAAAAUAAUCUCUACCGAAGAGUCAGGCUGUAAGUCCUGUUUUUAGAAAAACCUAAACUGAACAUGAUGCAGAAGAUAAUUUUUUAUAUGUAAAAAAUACAGUCAGAAAACUAAAAAAAUAAAAACUAUUUAUUAAAGAACAUCGUCUGUCUCAGUAACUCUUGCCUCAAAUUGAAGAACGGUCAGAAAAAGUUGCUGCUUAUUCCACACCAAGAAAUAAAAAUUACAACUCAAAUGGUAAUCCCCUAGAUUUCAAAGGAAUGGGCUCUCCUUUUGCAAAAUUAGGUGCUCUUGUUGCAAACCAAGAACCUUCAACCCAACUCUCCAACUACACAAUCCCAAAAGAACUUGAUCAACCACAACAAAACAAUCUACCUAUCCCUGACUAUACUAGCAAACCAAACACUUUACAGCAACCUCCACAUCAUAAAAAAGCAGUCUCAUUUCGUAAAUCUAUAUUGAUAAUUGAUAUUAACAAUGGACAAGUUAGUAAAGAUUAAUUAUCAGAAAAUGCUAAACCACUUACACAUACCCAAAGACCGGAAAUUAAAGAGUAAGUCUAUGAUGAUACCAAAAAAUAUAUAUUUCGAAGAACAAAAAUUAUUAUUUGA
Paramecium octaurelia is the source of this 792-nucleotide messenger RNA. NCBI's taxonomy places the organism in Eukaryota, Ciliophora, Oligohymenophorea, Peniculida, Parameciidae. The record is from the annotation of a GenBank genome assembly.